Messenger RNA from Nicotiana tabacum (common tobacco), 1818 nucleotides. The record is from RefSeq and is a predicted model, not a curated record. NCBI's taxonomy places the organism in Eukaryota, Viridiplantae, Streptophyta, Magnoliopsida, Solanales, Solanaceae.
CCCCAAAUUAAUGAAAGAAGACACCUCCCCUGUAAUAUUCAUGAUUCCCAUGUGAAAAUUACAACAGUAAGUGGAGUGAAAGCAGCCGCCGAUACAAAUCUUUUUCCCCAGAAUACUACCGACGUGAUGAAACCUCCUCUCCACAUGGCUCUAUUUUCCUUAAAACUAUUCCUUUUUUGAUACAUACAUAUAUAUAUAUAUAUAUAUAUAUAUAUAUAUUCUGCCACCCAAUGACAGUCCAGAGGUAACCAAAUUCCCUCUUCAUUCUCACAAAUCACCAUUAUAAAACGUGGACUCUUCCCGAGUCUCAGUCUUUUCAAAAACCAUAACACAUCAGAUUCUCUUCUCCAAACCCAAAUCGAAAUUCUUUCUUGAAUUCCGCCUAUAUAAUUGGAUCAAUGUCGAAGAAUAUAUUAGUGACAGGUGGAGCUGGGUACAUUGGGAGUCACACGGUGUUACAAUUACUGCUGGGUGGUUACAAGACAGUGGUGGUUGAUAAUUUGGAUAAUUCUUCUGCUAUUGCUAUUAAAAGGGUCCAAGAACUUGCGGGUCAAUUUGGCCCUAAUCUCUCAUUUUACAAUAUAGAUCUGCGAGACAAGCCUGCAGUUGAAAAGCUUUUCGAGUCUAACAAGUUCGAUGCUGUUAUCCAUUUUGCUGGACUAAAAGCAGUGGGUGAAAGUUGCCAGAAACCUUUGAUGUACUACAACAACAAUAUUACAGGUACAAUUACCCUGCUGGAAGUCAUGGCAACGCGUGGAUGCAAAAAUCUUGUGUUCUCAUCAUCAUCUACUGUCUAUGGCUGGCCAAAAGAGGUUCCUUGUACUGAGGAAUCUCCCAUAAGUGCUGCAAAUCCUUAUGGAAGGACAAAGCUCUUCACUGAAGAAAUUUGCCGUGAUGUCUACCAUUCUGACCAUGAAUGGAAAGUCAUAUUGUUGCGGUACUUCAAUCCUAUUGGUGCACAUCCAAGUGGUUAUAUUGGUGACGAUCCACGUGGAAUUCCAAACAACCUUAUGCCCUUUGUUCAACAAAUUGCUGUUGGCAGGAGACCAGCACUGACAGUUUAUGGAACUGAUUAUCCAACAAAGGAUGGUACAGCGGUGCGUGAUUACAUUCAUGUUGUUGAUUUAGCAGAUGGCCAUAUUGCUGCCUUGCAGAAGCUGUUUGAUCCUUCGACAGGCUGUGAAGUUUACAACCUGGGAACUGGGAAAGGAUCAUCAGUCUUGGAAGUGGUGUCAGCAUUUGAGAAGGCAUCAGGAAAGAAAAUUCCACUGGUGAUGUCUGGUCGACGGCCUGGGGAUGCUGAAAUAGUAUAUGCAGCAACAAAGAAAGCAGAACGAGAAUUGAAUUGGAGGGCAAAGUAUGGCAUUGAUGAGAUGUGCCGCGAUCAGUGGAACUGGGCCAGUAAAAACCCCUAUGGCUAUGAAGGAUCUGAAGAGUCAAACUAACAGUGCAGAUUCCACGUAUAUUACUAGGAUUACAGAAUGGUCGGAACAUUUAAAUUUUUUUCUAACUGGAGUUCCGAAGCAAGUGGUGGAACUUUUUCCGCCGUGAAGAAACAGGGAUAGUUGAUGAAUAAUAGCUCAUUUAGCUUAAACCUAUAGUGGUAUUUUAUUCGUUCUUUUAUUCUUUUGUAACUAGUAGCAUUACAACCAUAUUGUUUAAAGAAACUAUUUAUUUUUCUUGCUUCAAUUAUUAUGCUGGUCCACUGUGUAACCCUGUUAAGUUAAGCAAUUUGUUGGCAGUUAUGUCUUCUGUUUAGUGGUUGGAAAGUGUAUUAUGCUCAAGGAUGAACAUGCCUACAACUCACAGUUGAUGUCA